CACAUGAUGCUGGAGCUCGUGAUUCAGUCGCAGCUCAGCUCAGUCAUGAAAGACUUUCUCUCUUCUGUUCUGUUUUCCUUCUUUUUCUCCAGCCGAGCUCCAUCAUGGCCUCUCCGCGCCUCGAGACCUUCUGCUGCCCGAACCGGGAUCCCGCCACCGCGUUCAUCAUCGGUUUCCAGCCGCGGCUGUUCAGCGGGAUGUGCGCGUGCAGCGCCGCUCUGAGCCUCUUAUUCACCGGCGUCCAGAUUCUGCCCAAACGGAGGCCGUUCAGACACUGUCCGCAGCCCAAACCGGCCUCUUCACUCCGGAUCCUCUUCAUCAUCAGCGUCUGCGACCUGCUGGGAUGCGCAGGAGUCGUGGUCCGCUCGUCCGUCUGGCUGGGUUUGCCGGAUCUGGUCAGCAGGAUCUCAGACGGGAACAGCAGUGACGUCUGGCCGCAGGCGUUCUGUGUCGGCAGCGCGAUGUGGAUUCAGCUGUUCUUCAGCGCCUCCUUCUGGUGGACGUUCUGUUACGCGGUGGACGUCUUCCUGGUGGUGAAGCGCUCGGCGGGCAUCAGUACGAUCGUCCUGUAUCACAUGAUCACUUGGGGUCUGACCCUGCUGCUGUGUGUGGAGGGAGUCGCCAUGCUUUACUACCCCUCCAUAUCCAGCUGUGAGAACGGCCUGCAGCACGCCAUUCCUCACUACGUCACCACGUACGCACCCAUGCUGCUGGUGCUCCUCGUCAAUCCGGUGCUGUUCACACGGACCGUAUCUGCCGUGACGUCGCUGCUAAAGGGUCAGCAGGGAAUCUACACCGAGAACGAGAGACGACUCGGAUCUGAGAUCAAAAUACGCUUCUUUAAGAUCAUGCUGGUGUUCGUCAUUUGCUGGCUGCCCAACAUCAUCAACGAGAGUCUGCUGUUUUAUCUGGAGAUGCAGGACGAUGUUAAAGCCAGCGAUCUGAAGAACGUCCGUAACGCCGCGCUCAUCACGUGGUUCAUAAUGGGAAUCCUGAACCCCAUGCAGGGUUUUCUCAACACGCUGGCGUUCCACGGCUGGACGGGUUUGCGCGUGGACUUCAGCCGGCAGAGACGCCGCGAGCUGCCCUGGGAUUCGGCCUCCACGUCGCUGGCGGUCGCAGGCGGAUACGCACCCGUCGCUGGAUCGGCGCUGCUCUACCAGAGCCACGUGCAGGAGAUCAAGAAGAACCUGAGCGCCAACGGACAGCAGCAGCACUCGGACGCCAUCAGCGUCCUGUCUGAAGAUUCAGAGUCUAGUACAGUAGAAAUCCACAUAUCCAGUGAGCAGCGACAGUUGGAGGACGUGAAGCCAAACGGAGCGUCACUGGAGAUUUCUAUGGGCUGAACGUCCCGCCGGCCUCAAACACACUCUCUCAUACACUACAGCUUCUGAUUCACAAAGAAAAAACAAGUCUUCAUGCAUUUGUACAAUCAACCCAUCUGAAUGAAUCUCUAAAUGAUCAGUUGUGUCUCUGGCCUGUUUGUGCUGUUGAUGGUUUCUUGAACACUCCACAUAAUUCAGUAUGAAACUUUGAAUCUUUCAGUGUCAACAUAGAAUUGAAACGUCCUUCAUCAAAGGAUUACACUGUAACAAUACAGUAUUAAACAGCACAAAGGUUGUGUAGAAAUAGCUGUUGUUGCUUGUUUUGCUCAUUUUGUACUUUACUAAAUUAUACUUAUUAAACUCUUCAUUAUAUGCUCUUAUUAAACGUGAAGUGUCAUUUUUUUGAUGUCACUGGUAGUUUUCAGUCUUAAAUAGUUUGAAGUUUAAAGUAGUUUUAAAAGGUUAAA
Labeo rohita (rohu) is the source of this 1792-nucleotide messenger RNA. RefSeq names its product G protein-coupled receptor 143 (gene gpr143). Bases 105 to 1346 code for a protein of 413 amino acids. Gene Ontology annotation, molecular function: L-DOPA binding; L-DOPA receptor activity; L-tyrosine binding. Gene Ontology annotation, cellular component: melanosome membrane; plasma membrane. Lineage: Eukaryota; Metazoa; Chordata; Actinopteri; Cypriniformes; Cyprinidae. The record is from RefSeq and is a predicted model, not a curated record. Gene Ontology annotation, biological process: melanosome organization; regulation of calcium-mediated signaling; cell surface receptor signaling pathway. The transcript has 9 exons.